AUGGCCAACAGUGCGGUUCACUUUCUGCGACUGCCGGUACUGGCUUCAUCCGGCCUGGCCGUGGUCGCGAGCGGUCUUUUGUAUUUCAAGCAGAACGAGCUGAUCUAUCCUCGCAAUGUCCCUGUUGAUGCACGAACCAACGUCCCCAAGCCCCGCCAGUUUGGCAUUUCCGAUUACGAAGACCUCCAGAUCCCGACCCCCGACGGGGAGUCGUUACAUGCGCUAUUCAUCCGCCCGUCCAAGAAGCGCACCACCCGGAACAUCACCGUGCUGAUGUUCCACGGGAAUGCUGGCAACAUCGGACACCGCGUUCCCAUCGCCCGGGUUCUACAAGACGUCCUGGGGUGCAAUGUGCUGAUGCUGGAGUACCGUGGCUACGGACUGUCGACCGGUGUGCCGGACGAGGCGGGCUUGAAGAUCGAUGCGCAGACAGGCCUGGACUACAUUCGCCAGCGAGCCGAAACUCGCGACUCCGACAUCCUUGUCUAUGGCCAAAGUCUGGGGGGUGCCGUGUCGAUCAACCUGGUCGCCGAGAACCAAGAUUCGGGCGAUAUCAAAGGACUGAUUCUUGAGAACACAUUCUUGAGUAUUCGCAAGCUGAUCCCGACGGUCUUCCCUCCCGCACGUUACCUCGCCCGUUUCUGCCACCAGUAUUGGACUAGCGAGGAAGUAUUGCCGAAGAUAACCAAGGUUCCCAUCCUCUUUUUGAGCGGAUUGAAGGAUGAAAUCGUGCCUCCUUCCAACAUGACGCAACUGUUCGCCAUUUGCACCGCGAGCCGAAAAGUGUGGCGCACUCUUCCGAACGGCGGCCACAACGACAGCGUGGCUGAACCGGGUUAUUUCGAACAUAUCCAUUCGUUCGUCAUGGAAGAGGUCGUCGGGCAAGAUUCAUAA
Aspergillus steynii IBT 23096 is the source of this 894-nucleotide messenger RNA. RefSeq names its product alpha/beta hydrolase. The record is from RefSeq and is a predicted model, not a curated record. The transcript is spliced from 4 exons. Bases 1 to 894 code for a protein of 297 amino acids. Gene Ontology annotation, molecular function: palmitoyl-(protein) hydrolase activity. Gene Ontology annotation, cellular component: membrane. NCBI's taxonomy places the organism in Eukaryota, Fungi, Ascomycota, Eurotiomycetes, Eurotiales, Aspergillaceae.